Molecule: messenger RNA, 295 nt
Organism: Meloidogyne enterolobii
Lineage: Eukaryota; Metazoa; Nematoda; Chromadorea; Rhabditida; Meloidogynidae
Source: the annotation of a GenBank genome assembly
UGUGGAUGAAUGCACACUUGGAGCACACGAUUGUGGACCUAUGUAUCAAUGUAAAAAUACUCAGGGAAGCUUUCGUUGUGUACCUAAGCGUUGUGAAGAUAAUCAAGUUUUGGACCCUGGAACUGGGGAAUGCAAAUCAGUAAAUUGUCCGCCUGGAUAUAGGCCCAGAGAUGGACGUUGUGAGGAUGUUGAUGAAUGUAGGGAAAAGGCUAUUGCUUGUCCUAUUUAUGAGGAAUGUGAGUUAAAAUGUUAUUUCGGUUUAUGGCUGUUACCUGAAAACGAUAUCCGGUGCUAA